AUGGGCGAUUACAAUGCCUCUGCGUCUGCGAGCCCGUCCACCUCCGGCUUCAACUACACUCUUCAAGGACUGCCCUACAGCGAAACCCGAGCAUCCAAACCUCCCAUCCCGGUCACGCGCUCAAUCUCCUCGUUACAUCGACUCGCAGACUUGGAACCAGACAAGCCGCAAAAUUCUCCGCUGACAGGGGACACCGCGUCCAUCUCCUCCAAUAAGAGAUACAACCCACACCCGUCGCAGCAAGAUGGAGACGGACCUCGUACCCAAAUUGCAGACUCAAUCUCCGCAAGAGAAAGUCAGACAAGCACCACGCUGAGCCUCAAUACAAGAACUCCCACGGUAUCCAGCUUGACCUCGGCGACCCUGAGCAUUCCUCAGAUCCGAGUGAACGAGACUGCGUUCCGAGACUCGCUUGCGGACCGCAGCAGCAACAUCAGCACAUCCGAGAGUGGGAGAUGGUUAUCACUGGGACCGUCGCGGUCGAGUUCUGCUGCAUCCUUCAAAGAGACAGGCAAAGAUACACUGGGCACGUCCCCGGGAUUCAAUGGUCUAUCCUUGGACAUCAGCCUUCCUACAACCGGAUUCGGCGAAGAACUACUGCCCACAACCAACAUAGAAUUCUCCAAGAGAGGGAGUAUGCUCAUUGAUGGGAGGAGAGUCAACCAGUCCAACCGCAAAAGCUCACCGAACCUUGCUCCGAUCAUGGACGAAGAAAAAAAGACCAACGGAGAGCCCGGGCUCCCAGGCGCCUCCAGUAGCGACCAACAAUGCGCACCCGCAGCCGUGACGAGGACUCCAAGUGCCCGCCCCUCGGGCAAGAUCCUCUCCGCCGACGAAGAACUCCUGUCUGAAAAGGUCCGCGCAUUCUACGCUGCAGGGACGGAUGGUCAACAAGACACAGAGUCCAACGUCAAUCUGGCCGUGCGAAUGGGAGCUCGAUGGCAGUCGACUUUGGGGGCCGAUGCAGGCAGUGUCAGCAAUCCAUCCCUUUCGCGCGCCACUUCCACCACAGAUAUCCACGAAGAAGCCAACAACUCGAGGCAGCCAAGUAUGGCAACAUCUGCCUCGCAUUCUUAUAUGGUUCCAGAGCGCGAGGAGAACGAGCUUGCCGGCGGCUUAGAGGACUGGAAGGACAUCAAUAAUGCAGAUGUGGACCGCUACGGCUUUAUCAUCGCCAAGGCCCCUUCCACUACUGUUGAUGGUACCGACGAAUCCAAGGCGCAACGUCUUACCCGGGUAUCAACAAGCUUACAGCUGGCGAGCGAGACGCCCCGAAGGAAAAACACUCUGCGCCGCACUCCCAGCAGUGCACACGGAUCUCUGCGGUCGUUGCAGAGCAAACAUACCACCCCCGAGAACACUCCACCUCGUCCUGUGAGUUCUCAAAGUGCCUAUGCGCGCCCACAACGUCGAAGCGCCUCUACCAGAAUUCCGAUACCAGGCUCGAAAAACCGUCGCCUGAUGGACUCGGCAAUGGAUAUGCUCACGCUGCCAAACUCCGCACAAUCAGUGGUAGAGAACGGACACGUGCACAUUGAUAACGCGCGGGCGCGGCGGAAAGAGCUCGAGCGUGAGGCGAAAUGGCGGCGAAUGGCAAAGGCAAAAACUCCUUCAAAGGACCCCGAGACCGGUAAACCACUGGUGGGCGCCGGCUCGGAAAGCGAAUAUACUUUUGACACCACAAAUCCAAAACUCGUCGAGCGGACGUGGAAAGGCAUCCCUGACAAGUGGCGCGCAACAGCGUGGCACAGUUUUCUCAGUGCAUCAGCCUCGAAGCGGAAAAAUUACCUCAGUGACGCCGACUUGACCUCGCUAUUUCAUUCUUACCAGGAUCAAGCAAGCCCGGAUGAUGUGCAAAUCGACCUGGACGUGCCGCGGACGAUAUCUUCACACAUCAUGUUUAGGAGAAGAUAUAGAGGCGGCCAAAGGCUAUUGUUCCGCGUUCUGCACGCCAUGUCGCUGCACAUCCCUUCAACGGGAUACGUUCAGGGCAUGGCAGCCCUUGCGGUGACCUUGUUGGCAUAUUACGAUGAAGAAAAGGCCUUUGUAAUGCUCGUGCGCAUGUGGGAAUUGCGCGGCUUGGGCGAAUUGUACAAAUCCGGCUUUGGCGGGUUGAUGGCUGCCUUGGAUGAUUUUGAAAAGGGAUGGUUGGAUCAGGGUGAAGUGGCGAGGAAAUUAGAGUCGCUGAACAUCGGGCCCACGGCGUACGGGACAAGGUGGUAUUUGACAUUGUUCAACUAUGCCAUCCCAUUCCCGGCGCAGUUGAGGGUGUGGGAUGUCUUCAUGUUGCUGGGUGACGAUACCACGGCCACAGCCACAGACUCCUCCUUGACAACUGCUCCAAACCCCGGUACAUCGUCAUCGAAAGACAACCCUGAGGGGGUUUCAUUCGGGACGACCUUGGACGUCCUCCACGCCGCCUCUGCAGCGCUCAUCGACGGCAUGCGCGACAUUUUGCUUGAAUCAGAUUUUGAAAACGCAAUGAAAGUCAUGACCAGCUGGAUCCCCAUUCAGGAUGAGGAUCUCUUCAUGCGCAUCGCGCGGGCAGAGUGGAAGAUCCACAGUGCAAAGAUCAAGGCGCGGUGA
Fonsecaea multimorphosa CBS 102226 is the source of this 2586-nucleotide messenger RNA. RefSeq lists its product as uncharacterized. The coding region runs from base 1 to 2586 and encodes 861 amino acids. Lineage: Eukaryota; Fungi; Ascomycota; Eurotiomycetes; Chaetothyriales; Herpotrichiellaceae. The transcript has a single exon. The record is from RefSeq and is a predicted model, not a curated record.